AUGUUUGAAAAUUCUCAAGACGUCGCUAAUGACUAUGAAAGAUUAUUUGAAACCGAAGAAGGUUAUGAUGUUAUUAUUUAUGCUAGUGAAGAUGGAAGUAGAGAAAUUCAUGCACAUUCAUUUGUAUUACGUACAAGGUCACAAUAUUUUCGUACAGAAUUCUCUAAUGAAUCGCUUGUGAGGAGGGAUGGAAGAUUUAUUCUUAACAUACCUAAUAUUUCCCCUCAAUUACUUAUAAAGAUUAUAAGAUUUAUUUAUUGUGGAAAGACUAAUCUGGAGGAAUUACAAGAGUCUGAUAUUUUAAGACUUUUGAUAGCAGUAGAAAGGUUUAAUAUUCAACCUUUAAUUAAAUCCAUUCAGAAAUAUUUGAUUGAAAAUAAGAAUAAUUAUGUACAACAAAAUUCUAUUGAAAUUCUUAAAAAGAUUCAUCAAAAUAAUGCUUUUAUAGUUUUACAGAAUAUUUGCAUCAAGAAAAUUUGUGAAGAUCCUCAAAUAUUACUUAGUAAAUUUAACAGUUUAAGUGCAUCUUUAUUGGAGUUACUAUUUAACAGGGACGAUUUACCGCUAGACGAAAUUGUUAUCUGGGAUAAUUUGAUUGGAUGGUGUCGGGCUCAACACAGAAUUCCACAAGAUCCUACACAAUGGAAUAAUGACGAAAUCACAAAUAUGGAGAGAACUAUUCAUAGAUUUGUUCCAUUGAUAAGGUUUUGUCAUAUUUCUCCGGAAAAUUUUGCUAUUAAAGUAUAUCCAUUUAAAGAAAUAAUACCAAAUGAUUUAAUUAAUGACAUGGUCAAAUUUCAUAUGACUCAAAAUCAGCAAUUUAAUAAUGAUAGACGACCUCCUAGAUGUAGCAUUGAUUCUGUAAUAAUUAAUCAAAAUCACAUUGCAGUUUUUGCAAAUUGGAUUUAUAGGAAAAAUAAAUUCUAUGGAUAUAUUCCUUAUAAGUUUAAUCUUUUAUAUAGAGCCAGCAGGGAUGGUAAUACAACUGAGUCAUUUCAUAAAAAAUGUGAUAAUAAAGGUGCUACUUUAGUUAUAGUAAAAAUCGCAAAUUCAAAACAAAUAGUUGGAGGAUAUAAUCCACUUUCUUGGGAUAAUUCUUCGGGUUGGAAGUCUAAUUAUGAUAGUUUUAUAUUUUCAUUUACAGAUAGAAAUGACCUUCGUAGUGCAAAAGUAUGUUAUAGUCAUGGUGACGCAAAAUCUAUAGGUUGUCAUUCAGACAAAGGUCCAACUUUUGGUUGGAAUUUGAAUGUUUAUAAAGGUACCUGGUACAAUGAUCAAACAAAUUCUUAUACUAAUAUUGGUAUACCCGGAAAGUUUGAUGCAGAUGACUAUGAAGUUUUUAAAGUUAUUAAAAGAUAA
This is a messenger RNA of Rhizophagus irregularis DAOM 181602=DAOM 197198, 1359 nucleotides long. NCBI's taxonomy places the organism in Eukaryota, Fungi, Glomeromycota, Glomeromycetes, Glomerales, Glomeraceae. The record is from RefSeq and is a predicted model, not a curated record.